Molecule: messenger RNA, 1227 nt
Organism: Scomber japonicus (chub mackerel)
Lineage: Eukaryota; Metazoa; Chordata; Actinopteri; Scombriformes; Scombridae
Gene: rdh1
Product: retinol dehydrogenase 1
Exons: 6
Coding region: 135-1154 (339 amino acids)
Source: RefSeq, a predicted model, not a curated record
CUUGACUCUACAGACACACAGAAGUCAGUCCUCCUCACACUCGAGUAAAACUUAACUCUAAAGGAUCGUAACUGCGUUCAGUUCAGUCUUUUUCUGGAUGAGGAAGACACAUCUGCAUCCCUACAACUGUAGUCAUGGUGUUAACUGACAGUCUAACAACGGGUCUAUUAGAGGUAAUCCUGUCACACCUGGCCUUAACCUCUGCUUUGCUUCUGGCCACUCUCGCUGCCCUCAGCUGGUACAUCAGAGAUUCCUACAAGGUCAACGGCUUCAACCAGAAGCAUGUGUUCAUCACAGGCUGUGACAGCGGCUUUGGGAAUCUGUUGGCUAGACAGCUGGAUCAAAAAGGUUUCCAAGUCAUAGCUGCAUGUCUCACAGAGGAAGGUGCGGCAGAUCUGGCAUCCAGGGCCUCCCCCAGACUGAAGACCCUCCUCCUGAACGUUACAGACAGUGAGAGCAUCAGGAGGGCAGUGGAGUUUGUGAGCAGAGAGGUCAGGGAGCGAGGUCUGUGGGGGCUGGUGAACAACGCUGGGAGGUCCAUACCCAUCGGCCCAGCAGAAUGGAUGCAGUUGGAGGAUUUCACAAAGGUUUUGGAUGUGAAUCUGGUGGGAGUCAUUGAGGUGACCCUACAGUUUCUGCCGCUCCUGAAGAAAGCCCAGGGUAGGGUGGUAAAUGUGGCCAGUAUUCUGGGCAGAUUGUCGCUCACAGGUGGAGGGUACUGCCUGUCCAAGUUUGGAGUGGAAGCCUUCUCCGACAGCCUCAGGAGGGACAUGCAACACUUUGGCAUCAAAGUGAGCAUUAUUGAACCUGGUUUCUUCAAGACGGCCGUGACCCAGCUGGAUUUUAUUGAGGCUGACCUGAGGAGGCUGUGGGCCCGCCUCCCACAAGACAUUAAAGACUCCUAUGGAGUGGCAUACUUUGACGAGUAUGUGAAAGCUCAGGACUUCUCCAUGGGCAUCCUGUGCAGCCCGGACAUCUCCAAGGUGACCAGGUGUAUGGAGCACGCCUUGACUGCUAGUUUCCCACGCACACGUUAUGGCGCAGGCUGGGAUGCCAAACUUUUCUGGAUUCCUCUGUCCUACCUCCCAUCAUUUGUGUCAGACUUUGUCAUCAGUGUGCUUCUUCCUCUACCCAAAGAUGACAGGAGCACAUGAACUGAAGGACUCCUGUGAUGUUUUCACAUGUCAGCAUGAAAUAUAUUGUGGCAAUAAAAAUAAAAACUGACAA